CAUUAUUGUCAGAAAUUAAAAGCUGAUUUAUUUAUCCCCGCGUGUAAUUUAAUGCUCUUAUAAGUUUCAAUUUUGUCGUGUUUUCUGAUUGCGUGCUACGCAAUCUACCUAUCAUAUUUAUCAUCAUCCAGUCAAUUUAUUAGAAGCAGAUAAUCGAAUUUACGGUAACGUCGGUGAUUCAUAUUUCUUGAAAAUGGCGGAAGAGAUUAGCAAAAACGGCCUCGGUUCAUCUUCCAAAUCUAGAAGCUUCUGGUCUGCACUUCGUUGGAUUCCUACUUCUACCGAUCACAUCAUCGCUGCCGAGAAACGCCUUCUCUCCAUUAUCAAGACUGGGUAUGUUCAAGAGCAUGUUAAUAUAGGCUCCGGUCCUCCUGGGUCCAAAGUAAGAUGGUUCCGUUCAUCCAGCGAUGAGCCACGGUUUAUCAACACUGUUACAUUUGACAGUAAACCUGAUUCUCCUACGCUUGUCAUGGUUCAUGGAUAUGCUGCUUCACAGGGUUUCUUCUUUCGCAAUUUUGAUGCUCUUGCCUCUCGUUUCCGAAUCAUUGCUGUUGAUCAACUUGGAGUGCUUAUUGAGCUUAGUUAGGUACUUUACUAGUUGGGGAGGAUCAAGCAGGCCUGAUUUCACAUGCAGAAGUACUGAAGAAACUGAGGCAUGGUUCAUUGAUUCUUUUGAGGAAUGGAGAAAAGCCAAAAACCUAAGCAAUUUCAUACUACUUGGACAUUCUUUUGGCGGUUAUGUUGCUUCCAAGUAUGCGCUCAAGCACCCCGAGCAUGUACAACACUUAAUUUUGGUGGGACCCGCUGGGUUUUCUUCAGAAUCAGAUGCGAAGUCUGAGUUUAUUACAAAGUUUCGAGCAACAUGGAAGGGAGCAGUUCUGAACCAUCUAUGGGAAUCUAAUUUUACACCUCAAAAACUUGUCAGAGGUUUAGGUCCUUGGGGUCCUAAUAUGGUCCGCAAAUAUACAAGUGCUAGGUUUGGUACACAUUCAACUGGGCAAACACUGACUGAAGAGGAAUCAAGUUUACUAACAGAUUAUGUUUAUCAUACUUUGGCGGCCAAAGCUAGUGGGGAGUUGUGUUUAAAAUAUAUUUUUGCAUUUGGAGCAUUUGCUAGGAUGCCCCUUCUUCACAGUGCUCCAGAGUGGAAGGUGCCCACUACUUUCAUAUAUGGUUACCAAGAUUGGAUGAAUUAUCAAGGUGCCCAAGAAGCUCGCAAGCAAAUGAAGGUUCCAUGUGAAAUUAUCAGGGUCCCUCAGGCCGGACAUUUUGUGUUCAUCGACAACCCAAGUGGCUUCCAUUCAGCUGUGUUUUAUGCUUGUCGAAGGUUUCUUUCACCAGAUCCGGACAAUGAAUCUCUUCCUGAAGGACUAUCAUCUGCAUAGGAUAUAGUUUUGCAGCUAUACUGUGUAUAUAUUUUUUUGUUUAUUCACUAAUCAAAUUUUAUAGUUGAAUGAAGCCCGUGCUUCACAUUAAAGGGGUAUUUCCUGGAAAUAUAUUUAAUUGUAAUUUCAAUAAAAAAAUGAUUUGUAGGCGAACCUGAACUUUCAUUACAGUAACAUAUUCUGUUAAAAUCUGGUGGGCAUGGGACAAACUUAUGCUGUCAAAUAUGAACGAGUCAUUUGUAAUAUUAGAACAAAUAUUGUUUACGAGAAAGAUAUCUUCUAAUGUAUACCCAUAAUCACAGUCCCCAC
This is a messenger RNA of Cicer arietinum (chickpea), 1694 nucleotides long. Its product is annotated as probable 1-acylglycerol-3-phosphate O-acyltransferase. Gene Ontology annotation, molecular function: lysophosphatidic acid acyltransferase activity; A2-type glycerophospholipase activity. NCBI's taxonomy places the organism in Eukaryota, Viridiplantae, Streptophyta, Magnoliopsida, Fabales, Fabaceae. Gene Ontology annotation, biological process: phosphatidic acid biosynthetic process; lipid homeostasis. The record is from RefSeq and is a predicted model, not a curated record.